AUGAUUUCUGCUUUAAAAAAACUUCCUGAUAUAUGGUCUUCAGCCUUAACGUCAGUUCGAUGGUUAUGCACUUCGCCAUCCUAUCCAAACAAUAAUUCUUCUGUUCCUCUCGUAGAACUGAGGAAUCGCCGCGAAAUCUUUGUCAAUAAACUGAACAUUUGCACUGAACAGCUGGUAAAUAGGCCUUCCUAUCACAUAGUUAUAAUACCAGCCUCAGAAAUACAGUAUAUGGCUUACCAUGUCCCAUACCCUUUUCACCAAGAUUCCAACUUCUUCUACUUCACUGGAUUAAGUGAACCAAAUGGAGUUCUGUUGUUUUGCACAGAUAAAACAGAAGAGCAUCGCGAUCAAAGUGGCUCCAAUUGGUCGACUCAUCUAUUCGUGGAGACUCAAAACAAACAUGCCGAAAUCUGGGAUGGUCCAUCUUUGACGCUAUCAGAAGCUUCUUUGGCAACUGGGGUUGAUAAUUCCCAUCCUUUGAAUGAAUUUAGUAACUUUUUGAACCAUCAAGCUUUAUUUGCGCAAUCCAUAUGUGUUUGGUAUAGUCCAUUAUCCUCCAAAAAUUUUGUUGAGCGCCCCUUAAAUAAGUUCGUUUUGAGAAAGAUUUUAGAAUUCUCCCGGCAAAUUGGCGACAAAAGUAUUAGUUUUGAAAAUCCAGACUACAUAAUCGACAGAAUUCGCUUUAUAAAAUCAAAUUAUGAACUAAGACAGAUUAAAACCGCGGUUAUUGCAGCGAUCGAGUCUCUUAAGUCGGCUAUGCAAAUUACACAACCAGGAAUCACGGAAACUGCUUUACAAGGUCAUAUAGAAUACCAAAUGCGCAGCCGAGGCUGUUCUGUCGGGUAUCCUCCUGUUGUUGCUGGAGGGAGUAGAACAAACAUCAUUCAUUACAUGAAAAACAAUAUGAGAAUUGAGAAUGGGGAAUUAGUUUUGGUGGAUGCUGGAUGUCGCUUUAACGGGUAUACGUCCGAUAUUACUCGAACUUGGCCAGUAAACGGAAACUUUUCGGCACCCCAAAAAGUUAUACAUGAAAUAUUAGUUGAUGUACAGAACUCAUGUGCAUCUUUAGCCUCUCCUGAACAAAGUCUGCAAGAUGUAUAUCAUCAUAUGCUGUCUGAAAUAGGACGACACUUAAUAAGUGAGGGGAUUAUCCCAGACCAGGACAAGUUGCAUGUUGCACAAAAGAUAUGUCCACAUCAUGUCGGACAUUAUCUUGGUUUAGACAUUCAUGAUACUCCUACGAUACCUAGUACAAAACGUUUCGAAGCAGGCGUUGUGUUCCCUUUAGAACCAGGUAUUUACUUUAGAGAUGAGUUGGCGAAACUGGGCGUUUCGAGAGACUUUCUGGGCAUCGGUAUGCGAGUAGAAGACGAUUUCGUCAUGUCAAAAACUGGCUGCGCUGAGAACUUAGAACACGUCAAAGAUGAUUUAUUAUUGGAAGAAGCCUAA
Schistosoma curassoni is the source of this 1449-nucleotide messenger RNA. Lineage: Eukaryota; Metazoa; Platyhelminthes; Trematoda; Strigeidida; Schistosomatidae. The record is from the annotation of a GenBank genome assembly.